Messenger RNA from Scylla paramamosain (green mud crab), 1671 nucleotides. RefSeq lists its product as uncharacterized. The transcript has 3 exons. Lineage: Eukaryota; Metazoa; Arthropoda; Malacostraca; Decapoda; Portunidae. The coding region runs from base 703 to 1671 and encodes 322 amino acids. The record is from RefSeq and is a predicted model, not a curated record.
UUCUUCAGACUUGUCCUACUUCAUCACCUGUGCAGAUACAAACCACUCUGUAGCGUGAAUUGAUUGUAUCAGUCAUGACCUCACACUGCAUUAUGGCAUUAUACCAGAACACAAUGAUGUGUUGGAAAUCGUGGCCCAAGACAGGAAGGCCAUUCAGACACCUUUACCUGACCUGUCAGAAUACCGCACACCGCUGGAAUGCUUGCCUGUUCCACGCUCAUUGUAAGCAAAUGUUUAUAUUCACUUAAUUUGAAACAAUUUACGCUACACAGUUUUAAUAAUGGUUUUCACUCAUGACUGACUUGUUUGCAGAUAAUUCUGUAUGUUCGAGAUUUUAUUGAAAACAAUACAUGCACAUCGGCAUGUUUUCACCUAACGUGUUUGCAUCGCUGCCCGCGAGUGGCUGUCUUUUCGCUACAGCCCGCUGUCCACCCACAAAUACUGCAAGCCCUUAAGGCAGGUCCACACGCUACGUUUUGCACAACCUUUUGUCUGCACAGUUCAAGACGUUGCAGAUAAAACAUUGUGUGUAGACGGAAAAACUGCGCAUUUUUGACUCCAGCGCAAGACUGUACAGUUGCAGCGAUAACUGAGCUAGGAGAGCAUAGAUAUCCGUGAACUGUGCGGACAAGUCGGAACGUAUAGACGGUAGCGCCGUCUUUCGUUUCAUUUUGUGCCUCAGUUUUAAUUCAACAGGCGACAAUGGCUGACCUUAGGCAAUGUUCUCGGGAGUUCCUCACAGAAUUUAUUGCAUUAUACGAAAGUUUCUCAUACAUUUGGCGUGUCAAAUCAAAGGAUUAUAGUGACCGGGAUAAAAAGGGGAAGGCUUAUGAAAGCUUAGUGGAAAAAUUCAAAGAAAUUGAUAAAAAUGCCAACAGAGAAAAGGUGGUAAAAAAAAUAAAUUCUUUGAGAAGUGUUUACCGCAAAGAAGUGGCUAAAGUUAAUGAUUCGAUUCGAUCUGGCGCUGGAGAAGAGGAAAUCUACAAGCCAUCUCUUUGGUAUUUCGACUUGUUACAUUUCCUAAAUGAUCAGGAAACCCUAAGGCACUCUAGAAAUACCAUGGAUGAAAUUGAAAAGUCUGAAGUGGACGAACCACCAGAACAGGUAAGAAAAAAAUAUUUCAUUUAUAUGAUCAAUUUAUUAGGUAAUUCAUGUAAAUACACCAUUAACGUGGAAGAGGAUGUUCAUGAAGAUGCUACUGACAGUGGACGGAGUGAAGCAACUGCUACUCCUAUAUCCGAAGAGUCAACUGUCCAUAGUAGUAAGAUAUUGUCACGUAAUUCUUCAAGAUCUAACUCUUCAGCUCGUAAGAGAAAGGGAGUUCCAAAUGAGGAUGACACAACUGAAGUUAUGAGGUUGGUAGGAAGGAAACUGGAGUCGCUACAGGCAGAUGAUGCUUUUACGAAUAUGCCCCAACAAUUUAGAAUGCCACAUACUCUUCCAUCAACAGUUGCACAGUACCACUCCAUCUCGCAGCAGCCGCAGCCUGUAGCACAUAACUACGUCCCUGAACAACAUUUGCACACUCAAGGGUAUGCAACAACUGGGCAAAUUACGCCAGUUUCAAGCAUCAGCCCACAGGAAGGUGGACAAGAUCGACAAACAGACACCCAUCAAGACAUGACCCACUCUUCCCUUGCAAACUACGUGUCAACAUUUAAACCAAUCUGA